UCUUGACAUUGCUGCUGAGAUUUCUUUCCCCCUGACCCCCAUUUUUCCAAUUUUCUCAGGCUGUAGUGUCACGGCAUGACACACAGUAAGCUACAAUCAUAAAGGAAAUGACCGUUGUAAAACUAACGAAGAACAGAGGGAUUAUGCGCUCCAGAAUUUUUCGUCAUUCAGAUUUUGCAAUUUUCAUAGAAAGCUGGAUGUAGUGUUCAUAUGCAGCCGAUCCAGCACGAAGAUGAUAAGUCCGUUUUGGACUGCUUUGACGAUUCUUUUCAGUUUUUUCUACUCUUGUAAAGCAGUGGAAUGUUACACAUGUAGUGUUGAUUUUCGAUCACAGAAAUUCGAACUUAACAAUACAUGCUUGUUUCCGAAAGAAAAUGACAACAAGGAGAAGACGAGAUGCAGUGAUGCAUCAAAGUUUUGUAAGAAAGCCUUGACUUCAGUUUAUUACAGCAAGGAAGAGUCACUUAUCAGAUGAAGGAUACACUUGCAUGGUAAAUGAACCAAUAAGUGACAAGAAUGAGAGUGAUGAUUCAUUUCCUAAUGAGAUAGUGUUAUUUCUAGUGAUUCUCAUAUGGAUAUUUUGUUAGAGACUGAGCUCACAAAGUGUCUGCCUUCGAUUUCACAUGAAAGAUUUUGUUAAUUCUUCUUGCAAACAGUUUUUCUUGUAUUUUUUAAUAAUUAAAAAGUUUAUUAAUAUAUUUCAUCAUUUAAAACUUAAUAAUUUGAAUAGCGCUUCCAAAAAUUAUUUCUCAAAGUAAGCAAUUUUAUUUUUAUAUAUUUUCACGUAAAAAAAAAAAAAGAUUAUGAAUGUUAAUUUUAGCAUAUACGAUAGCUUAAGUAAUAAUCUAAUGUAGUACCAAAAAUUCUGACAAUAACUGAGAUUUUUUUUAAAGGGGAGGUAUUUUCUUCUCUGAAAUAAGCUUAGCCGAUGCAAAAUCUCCAUUCUGUGGUUUGAUUCCUUUAGACUACCAUCCGUCCAAGGGAAUGUCUUACACAAAAAUGCGCCAUCUCAAAAGAGUUAAGAUAAAGUGUAUAUGCAAAAUCACAUUCUGUAAAUCUAUGUUCUACAAGGUUUUAUUGUACUUUAAUGUUUUAUACUAAUAAAAUUACAAAUUAAUCACAAAGAUAAAUUGAAAAUAAUAUAGAUAAAAAAUGGGGAACAAAGCUUUUUUUCCCCUCCCACAGAGAUUUUUUUAAAUGUUUUAAGCAAAUAAUCUUUUAAUAGGGAAUAAUUUCAUGCAUAAAGCAAAACUGCACUGAAAAUACACAUUACAAAUUUUAUUUAGC
Molecule: messenger RNA, 1287 nt
Organism: Stegodyphus dumicola
Lineage: Eukaryota; Metazoa; Arthropoda; Arachnida; Araneae; Eresidae
Source: RefSeq, a predicted model, not a curated record